This is a messenger RNA of Hippocampus comes (tiger tail seahorse), 1056 nucleotides long. RefSeq names its product embigin (gene emb). The coding region runs from base 1 to 867 and encodes 288 amino acids. The transcript has 8 exons. The record is from RefSeq and is a predicted model, not a curated record. Lineage: Eukaryota; Metazoa; Chordata; Actinopteri; Syngnathiformes; Syngnathidae.
AUGCCGGCCUCCUGGAUGCUCCUGCUGCUGGCCUGCUGCGGACGCGGCAACGCAAGUAAAAGCCACACGGCCAAAGUGGAAGUGUCAAGUCCCGUCAAUCUGACGCUGCAGUGCAACUGGCCGCAGAACGGCAAACAGGCGGCCAACGUGACGGCAUUCUGGAGAAAAGACGGGCGAGAUAUUGCCGGCAGUCACGUGACGCUGGAGCCGGAGAAGCGGCCGUUUCGGCUCACCAGAACGUUCAUCAUCAAAGAUGAAGAAAAUCUGGGAAGGUACUCGUGCAUGUUUGGAAAUGAAGCAAAGGUCGAUUUCAUUUUGGCAGUGCCGCACGUGGGCAACGUGCGGGACAAGCCGCUGGUCAGCUACGUCGGGGACUCGGUGGUGUUGGUGUGCAAGAUGGACGACAGCAAGCCCGAACCCCGAAGCUGGUUGUGGUUUCGAGGCAACGGCACCGACAAGGAGCUGAUCGAUGCUUCGGGGGAACCUCAAAAGUACCAAAUCCAAAACGACGGCAGGGCCGCCAAGCUGCACGUGUACAAUCUGAGCCGCGACGACUCGGUUCUGUUCUUCUGCAACGCCGUAUUUGCUCUCGGCGCGGCCGUCGGCCACCUGCAGCUAAAGGUGAUCACCGUUUACGAGCCCUUGAAGCCCUUCGUCGCCAUCGUACUGGAGGUCCUUGUCCUGGUGGCAGCCAUCUUGCUCUUUGAAAGGAGUCGCUCCAAGAAGGGCCAAGCGCACCAAACCUCGGGGAACGCGCUGGAAAACGCGGAGCCCCCGACCAACGGCGAGCCGUCGUCGUCCGCCGCGGCGUCGGGAGAACGCAACGGGCUGGAAGAAAAGCCCUCGGCCAGGCAACGCAAGGCUUGAAAACGUCACGCACCAAAAGCAACGAACUGCACGCGGAUUGGAGAGCUCCAGCGUAGCUCCCAAUCCAACGUCUCUACCCGACCGAGUAUGACGAAGAAGCAAACGGAGCGCAGGCAAAAGGCAACAACCGCACCGGAACUGAGUGCAAAUCUUCUCAACUGAUUUCAAUGUCGAGGUGCAUGUCGCUGG